CCAUAGGUCAAAUCUUGGAGGGGGCUGUAUUGCCUGCUGCAACUAUCAAAGUUCCAAGAAUCUCAUGUCUGUGCGGUUGGAAGAACACAAAGUCACCGUCGGCGGCCACUUAGCGAGAGUUGAAAAGUGGGAGGGUUUUGCAAGGGUUUGUGGAGUCCCCCUACAAUGGCGUUCGCUUCUGCCUUUCGACGAGUUCUCAAUGGAUCUUCCUUCGCUUCCUCUUCUCUUCAGCAAUUCCAAUUCCAAUUCACCGCCAUUCGUUUCGGUUCCACUCUCACAGCUCCCAAACUCUUCGUUAGCGGUCUUUCAAGACUAACUACAGAUGAUAAGCUGAAGGAGGCCUUUUCUCCUUUUGGCCAGCUUGUUGAAGCAAAAGUUAUUACUGAUCGAGCCUCUGGAAGAUCAAAGGGCUUCGGUUUUGUUACUUACGCAAGCAUUGAGGAAGCCGAGAAGGCGAGAGAAGAAAUGAAUGCCAAGUUCCUGGAUGGGUGGGUUAUUUUUGUUGACCCAGCCAAACCAAGGGAGCCUAGGCCGCCUCCGCAACCAAACCACGAGCCUACGGAAGGUUUCAGAACAAAUAAGACGAUCGGUUGGUGCGGUUGACGAUUGUUUGACACUCUAGAUCAGAUUUUGUGUCUCCCCAAUUUCUCAUCCGAUAUUGUAGUUGGAUUCAAGACUCUGGAUAGAUGAAAAACAGGGUCACCAUUACCAAUUCAGCACAUAAAAUAGGCUCAUCUCAUCAUUUUUGGUCUCUGGACGUUCUCAUCUUUAUAUCCUAUACAUUGAACUAUACAUUGAUUGCAUUUUUUAUUGCUCUUGCUCUUCUGGAGCUGCCUAGGGAAACUAACUGUCUUUUAUGCUUUGUAUUUUUAUUUAUUCUUAAGUAGGAAGGAUUCGAGGUUAUCAUCUCUUGGUUAGAGACGGGUGUUAACUACCAUUGAGCUAUACUUUGUAUUUUGUUCGUCUCCUCAUGAGAUACUGAUAUAAAUUUUAAUGGUUCCUUCCGCGCUAAA
This is a messenger RNA of Momordica charantia (bitter melon), 1013 nucleotides long. RefSeq names its product organelle RRM domain-containing protein 2, mitochondrial. Gene Ontology annotation, molecular function: RNA binding. Lineage: Eukaryota; Viridiplantae; Streptophyta; Magnoliopsida; Cucurbitales; Cucurbitaceae. The record is from RefSeq and is a predicted model, not a curated record.